AGGAUCUCCAUAAGACAACUGACAGUCUAAGCGAACACAACGAUCUAAAAACUACAAGAAAAAGUUUCUGAUAACAUUUUUGUUCUCUACGUCUGUUGAACUUGACAUACAUCUGGUUCUGGACAUUGUUCUAUUUUUCUCAGUACUUUCGCCAGUAUCAAAGCUUUCCGUACAGGAGAGACACAAAGGAAAGUAUACAUAAAACAAUAACAAUGUCAUUCUGGCCCACAAUUGCCGCGUCGAAAGGGGCGAAAUUUUCCAAACUGAGUCCCGAGUGGACCCGCCCUGGAACCGAUCAGCAAGAAGUCGCAUCCGUCCACGCUGGGGACUCGGGACUGAAAUCUUCGUCAGUCGCUGUAAAAAUGAGCAGCGAUGACGAUCUCCUGAUGUCUAGCAGCGGGACGAAGCUGCUAUCCCGGACGACCAUAGAUAUACCCGAAGAUGACGAUGGAACGAGUGAGGACACGGGCCGUCAGCAGUGGUCUCACCCGGUGGAGUUCCUCAUGUCAUGUGUGUCCCUCUCGGUGGGUCUCGGGAACAUCUGGAGGUUCCCCAUGACUGCCUAUGAGAACGGCGGCGGGGCUUUCCUCAUUCCAUACCUCGUCGUUCUUACGUUCAUUGGCAGGCCUCUUUACUUCAUGGAACUGGCGGUGGGGCAGUUCUCCUCCUCCGGCAGCGUCAAAGUGUGGAAGAUGGUACCGGCCGUAAAAGGUGUCGGGUACGGGCAGAUGGUCGGAACAUGGUCGGUUGUGACAUAUUACUGCUCGCUCAUGGCCAUCACCUUGUUCUACCUGUUUCAGUCCUUCAGCUCUGAGCUCCCAUGGGCCUCCUGUGACCCGGCGUGGGCUGACGAAAACUGCGUCGAUGAUGCUAUCAAUGCCUCGUUAACUAGUGGCUUUCAGUCGUCGUCCGAACAAUAUUUCUACAAGUACGUGUUGAACUAUUCCAACGAUAUCAGCGAUGGCGUCGGGCUGCCUGACUGGCGGCUGGCGCUCUGCCUCGGCGCCGCCUGGGUCAUCCUGUUCUGCACGCUGGUGAAGGGCGUGCAGUCGUCGGGCAAAGUUGCAUAUUUUACGGCCCUUUUCCCCUACCUGGUGCUCUUCACCCUGCUCGUUCGAGGAGCAACGCUUCCUGGAGCCGCCAAGGGCAUCAUCUACUUCCUUAAGCCCGAGUGGAACAAACUGCUUGACCCUAAAGUGUGGUAUGCGGCAGUUACUCAGUCAUUCUUCAGCCUUUCAGUCGGCUUUGGCUCCAUCAUCACUUUCUCGUCGUAUAACAACUUUAAUCACAACGUCUACAGAGAUGCUUGGAUUAUCAGUAUGAUUGAUACCUUUACUUCCGUGCUCGCUGGGGUCACCAUCUUCAGCAUCUUGGGUCACUCUGCACACCACCUUGGGGUUGAUAUCAAGGAGGUCGUAAGGGGCGGCGCAGGACUCGCCUUCAUCUCCUACCCGGAUGCCCUGGCCAAGUUCACGUGGGCUCCGCAGCUGUUUGCAGUCUUGUUCUUCCUGAUGCUCCUGACUCUAGGUGUUGGCUCAGCCGCUGCUCUCACUAGCAACGUCAUUACAAUUGUGUGCGACCAGUUCCCCAAAUGGAAGAAAGCUUACAUCACUCUCGCGGUGUGUCUUGCUGGGUUCUUCAUCGGCCUCGUCUACAUCACUCCUGGUGGCCAGUGGAUUCUGGAGCUCGUCGACUACUUUGGUGGCGGUUUUAUAAUCUACGUCUUGGUUAUCAUCGAGACUAUUGCCAUCAUGUACUGCUACGGACUGAAAGACUUCGUCCGCGAUGUGAAGUUCAUGCUGGACCUGGAGUUGGGCAUCUACUGGAAGUUCUGCUGGUUCGUCUUUAUUCCGAUGUCCCUGAGCGGCAUCCUGGUGUAUGUGCUGUGCAGUAUGGAACUUCCCACAAUGGACGGACUUUCCUAUCCUCUCUCUGCUUAUGCAUCUGGAUGGAUCUUGGCAGCUGUGGCUCUUCUGAUGGUGCCUGUCGGGUUCCUUCACGCUCUCUAUAUUGCCGAUGAAGAAACUCUACUACAGAGGGUGAAGUCCGUGUUUCGACCUAAGUCUUCAUGGGGACCCAAGGCAGCCCACCACAGAAAGGGGUGGUUGGCCGUCUGCGCAGAUGACCAGUGACAAGGUCUCGCGUCAGAGGAACAUGGAUUACAAUUGGGAGGACCUGGGGUUCUGUGAUCUCAGUCCAGCGGGAAACGACGUCAGAGGAUCGCGUCACAUCACAUCGCGUGAUCAGAGUUACGUUCAAGAGGGUCCUGGGGUUGCAUGACCUCUUCCAACAGGAGAUGGGAUGGCUCAAGGCGCGAUGCAGCUUAUCAUAUGUUUAAGCAUGCUCUCUUGCACUGUUUAUACAUGCUCCCUCGCGCUGUUUUAUGCAGGCUCCUUUGUACUCUCACUAGUGACGAGACUCGCCACUGACGAACGAGACCGGAUGAGGCACUAG
Molecule: messenger RNA, 2454 nt
Organism: Penaeus monodon (black tiger shrimp)
Lineage: Eukaryota; Metazoa; Arthropoda; Malacostraca; Decapoda; Penaeidae
Product: sodium-dependent nutrient amino acid transporter 1-like
Exons: 13
Coding region: 213-2132 (639 amino acids)
Biological process (GO): sodium ion transmembrane transport
Cellular component (GO): membrane
Molecular function (GO): L-amino acid transmembrane transporter activity
Source: RefSeq, a predicted model, not a curated record